GAACGCGAGAACAGAAUGAUUGAAGUAUUACUUACUUAAUGGAAAUACCUUACUUAAAUAGAUACACCAGCGCAAGCGACCCGUAAUAGAAGGCAAAGUUACGAGGCAAAGCUGGCUGAUGUGAAAAGACUUUCAUUUCAACAUGCAAAAUACCGUGAAGCCAUGGCUCAGGAAAGGAAGGCAGGUCUGCUUAGGAGGACAUCUUCAUCUAAGAAACCCCUUAAGGAGAAGGUGGUACUGAUGUAUGAUGAAAUAUUUACGAAAGAUGACCCUGCCAAGACUAACCCUCGUUUCUGGGAUGAGCUCUUUUUGAUGAAGGUAAACUUGGAAUAUCUGGAGGGAAAGCUGGCAUCUCUGGAUGGAGAUGAAGUGGUGAUGAUAAAGGAAAACAUCAAUAGUCUGUUCCACCAUUGUGUACAGGCUUUAGAAGAAGAGCACCAGAUCAAAGUAGUCAAUGCUCUGCAGACUCUCUGUGCAUUGUUCAGAGGAGUACAUCAGAAAAACAAAUCAGCUACAGGUUUUGACAUUAUCAACAUGCUGGUGGGAUUUGACAAAGCUGACCUCAGAAUGAAGGACCUAAUGGAGAGCCUGGACAGUUUGUUGUGUGGGGAUGGUUCAGAGAGCCUGAAGAGCCUCUGCCUGAAGCUGCUGCUGUGUCUGGUUACUGUCACAGACAACAUCAGUCAGAAUACUAUAUUGGAAUACGUCAUGAUCAAUAGCAUAUUUGAAGCCAUUUUACAGAUUCUGUCUGAUGUGUCCAGUAGAGGGCAACAUGGGUAUGAUGCUGUGGUCCUUUUAGCUCUCUUAGUGAACUAUAGAAAGUAUGAGUCUGUGAACCCCUACAUUGUGAAGUUGUCUAUAGUGGACGACGAGUCAACUUUAGAUGGUAUGGGUAUGGUUGUCCACCAGGCUCUUACAGAAUACAAUAGGCAGUACAAAGACAAAGAGGAGGAGGACCAUGGAGGUUUUUUUUCCACACUGACCAAUAUGGUAGGCAGUAUGUUCAUUGCUGAUGCAGAGGAAAAGCUGUCAGUGCAGACAAAUGAGGCAAUCCUUCUUGCUCUGUAUGAAGCAGUUCAUCUCAACAGAAACUUCAUUACUGUUCUUGCACAAAGUCAUCCAGAAAUUGACAUGGCAGCCACCCCUGCAUCCACUCUCCCAGCCACACCUACUACACCACUAGGCACUACCCCUCCUUCUCUGGACAUGAUGCACAAUCCUGAGCUGCCAUUAGACCCCAACCUGCAGACGAGUAACCUGCUCAUCACAUUUCUCAAGUACUCCUCAAUUGUCAUGCAAGACACCAAAGAUGAACACAGACUUAACAGUGCUCGACUAUGCCUCAUCAUUCUUACCUGUAUAGCUGAGGACCAGUAUGCUGAUGCCUUUCUUCAUGAUGACAACAUGAACUUCAGAGUAAAUUUGCACAGAAUGCCAAUGAGACAUAGAAAGAAAGCUGCAGCCAAGAACAUCCCUUCACGGCCCCUGGUGUGUGCUGUCUUGGAUUUGAUGGUUGAGUUCAUAGUCACUCACAUGAUGAAGGAAUUUCCUAUGGAUCUCUACAUGAGGUGUGUACAGAUAAUUCACAAGCUGAUUUGCUAUCAAAAGAAGUGCAGGGUUAGACUACACUAUACUUGGAGAGAACUCUGGUCAGCCCUCAUUAACUUGCUGAAGUUCUUGCUGUCAAAUGAGACCACUUUGCUGGCCAAACACAAUAUCUUCCACUUGGCUCUACAGGUUGUAAACCUCUUUAACAUGUUCAUCACAUAUGGAGACACAUUCCUACCUACUCCCAGCAGUUAUGAUGAGCUGUAUUACGAGAUUGUUCGUAUGCACCAGGUCUUUGACAACCUGUAUUGCAUGGUUCUCAGAGUUUCCACCAACGUAGGCCAGUGGAAGGAGCCUGCUAGUAAAGUCACUCAUGCGCUGGUUAAUGUCAGAGCCAUCAUUAACCAUUUCAACCCCAAGAUUGAGUCCUAUGCUGCUGUGAACCACAUUUCCCAACUUUCAGAGGAUCAGGUUCUAGAAGUGGUGCGCUCCAACUACGACACACUAACCUUGAAACUACAAGAUGGUUUGGACCAGUUCGAACGAUAUUCAGAGCAGCCCAAAGAGACAGCCUUCUUCAAGGAACUGGUGCGCUCAAUCAGCCUGAAUGUGAGGAGGAAUGUGUCUCUGAACACUCUGAGUCAGGAUGUUCUGUUGAAGGAGUUUUCAUCUAUAUCGUGAGAGUGUUUAUCCACAUGAAGAUAAAAACAAACAAUUCUCUGUUUUGUUUUUUGUACUAAUGCCAUUGUCUGCCCCUGUUAUUGCUGGGAAUCACACUUGAUUUGACCCCAACAAUCUAUGUAUGUUUGCAGAUCCAAUCAUACUGAUUUAUUGUUUACUAGUAUAUUCUUUAUUCAGCAUUUAUUGCCUCUGUUUUUCUGUCAGUGUAUUAUAUAAUUGCCACAAACAAAAUUAGGUAAUGCUUUUUUUUACAGUUCUCCAAGUUCCUAGGUAGUAACUAGGUAAGUGUGAGAUGCAAACUCCAAAGUACUAGAUAAUUAUUUUGGGUAACAUGAUGGUAACUUCCAAGACAUGAAAUUAUAUCCUUGACAUGUGAUUGAUUAUAUCCUUGACAUGUGAUUGCUAAGCCUUUGUGCAUUCCUAAACAAAUGAUUAGAGACUGAGGCAACUUGAUAAAACCUAAGAGUUACUAAGCAAUUAUAAGCAUGAUGUAAUCAAUAACAAUGCACAAUAUUUAGUCAUGCAUGACAGAGCUGCUGGUUAGAAUGGGUUUUGGGACAGGCUAACAGAGUGCUCUUCAAUAAAGACAUAAUUUCUACACCCUGUUCUCCUGGCUGUCUUGAAGUACCAAGACAGUCUUGAUAAAUUACACCAAAAUGACUAACAGAUUCUAGCUAUUAAACCCUUAAAGGAUAUAGUAAAAUACUUUAUAAAUAUUUUGAGUAACAAGGUAGUAAGUACAAACUUACUUGCACUUAAUUUCACAGUAAUGUCAUGAAUUUAAAAGGACAGUAAAUCAUAAACACUUCCAAGUAUCGUGUAGUUAUGACAUAAAAUGAUAGCACGAAAUACAAAGAGAUUUUUCCGAAGGAAAUGGUAAAGGUCCAGUAAAACCAUAGUAAGAAUCAUUGAUCUCAACUCUUUGUGCUUUAUGUACCAUCUUUGUGUCAUAUAACUUUAUGUACCGUCUUUAUCCAUCAUAUCUAGUACUUUUUAUCCAAAAUAAUACGGUGAAGUACCACACAUUUAACCAGUUAAUACAUACAACUUGUUGGGUAUAUCAUUGUAAUUAGUGAGACUACCUUGGAGCUGACCAUCAUGCUACCCGAAAUAAUUACUUGGUACUUUGGAGUUUAUAUCUCACACUUACUUGGUUAAUACCUAGAACCUAAGGGACUAGAAAAGAAAGUGUUAUCCAAAAUCAAUGUAAUAGGACAGAUAAUACACCCAUGUGUUCAUGUGUACUGCUGUACUGUUUUUGCAUUUCUGUAGAUAUGGAAAAAACUAAGUAAAAU
Molecule: messenger RNA, 3524 nt
Organism: Colossoma macropomum (tambaqui)
Lineage: Eukaryota; Metazoa; Chordata; Actinopteri; Characiformes; Serrasalmidae
Gene: armh3
Product: armadillo like helical domain containing 3
Exons: 26
Coding region: 163-2229 (688 amino acids)
Biological process (GO): regulation of Golgi organization
Cellular component (GO): cytosol
Source: RefSeq, a predicted model, not a curated record